AUGUCUAAACCUACCCUCAACCCAAGCUCCCUCCAAAGCCGUCUAACAUAUCUCCUAAAAACCUGGCCCACCGACGCCGUCCGCCCAUCCUCAGUCUCUGUCCAAUCCUACAUUCAAUCCCGCCUCCAGGCUGCGGACAAGUCGACUCCAGCGAUCUCCGAGUCCUCCGCCAAUGCCCUGACGGCAUUGCUAAACGACCGCUUCGCGCGCGUGUAUCCUCUAUCACCAAAGCUGCGCCGGCCGGCGAGUAAUCCCGACCACUAUGAUAAUGUUGUGCGCGAGUUUGCGGAGGCGCCAAACCGGGAUUGGUUUGGGCGGUUAAAGAAGAGGUUGGCCGGUAUUAUUCGGUUGUCGUGA
Penicillium canescens is the source of this 357-nucleotide messenger RNA. Its product is annotated as ubiquinol-cytochrome c reductase complex assembly factor 2. The coding region runs from base 1 to 357 and encodes 118 amino acids. Gene Ontology annotation, molecular function: ribosome binding. The transcript is spliced from 2 exons. Gene Ontology annotation, cellular component: mitochondrion; Cbp3p-Cbp6 complex. The record is from RefSeq and is a predicted model, not a curated record. Gene Ontology annotation, biological process: mitochondrial respiratory chain complex III assembly. NCBI's taxonomy places the organism in Eukaryota, Fungi, Ascomycota, Eurotiomycetes, Eurotiales, Aspergillaceae.